Messenger RNA from Cuscuta europaea, 627 nucleotides. The record is from the annotation of a GenBank genome assembly. NCBI's taxonomy places the organism in Eukaryota, Viridiplantae, Streptophyta, Magnoliopsida, Solanales, Convolvulaceae.
CAUAAAGAAGAUAAUAUAUAUAUUCCACUCGGUUAUAGAUCAUUCAACCCAGAAUAAGCCUUUCCUUUACCUAUUGUUCAAAUCCAUGCUGUCCACUUCUAAUCUAUCAGAAUCUUAUUAAGUGUGAUCAAAGUUGAGUUCCACUUUUAGGAAUGGCAACUCAAGCAGGUUUAAGUCAUUUGGCUGAAGUUUUGGACAAUGGAGGUGCAAUAUGUUUUUCACUCGGGCACAGGGACAACAUGCAUACACCCCGUGGGUGUGCAUGUAGUAUUUGGUACUGUGGUUGGUGCAGUGCUACCUAUCAGCUUGAAUUUCUCCACCAAGGACCCCCGCCGACCCUGCUGUCGCCGGGAGUUCUGUCCCGUAUGUAUGGAGCUCAUGAUCUCCAAUGGUUCGUUGGGUCUGUUGUGGAGAGUUCACAGGAGACCACUGCUUCAGUGAGGGAGGAGGUGGUCUUAAGGCGUUCUACACGGACUAUCUAUCUGAACAAGCGCUAUUUUAGUGGGGAAUUUGUUGUGAACUUUAACUUUGGUUGGCUGACUACUUCUUAAUGAUGUACUGUAAUGUUUACUUUCUGUGGGUUAGGCCUCCUAUGAAAAACUUUACUUAUCUAACGUUUGUUGUGAG